UUAUUUUGAAGUACCUAACAGGAAGUGUGUAAAACGCUUUGAUUUUGACGCACUGAACUCCUAGAAUCUGCGGCACAAUAUCAGAAUCAGCACCUGAACCACCGACAAAGACCGCAUAAGGAAAAAAUAAAAUACAGGAUUCAGAUUAAUUUCCAACCGGAUACAGUCUGUUGCAGACACAAUGGAGAAAUCCAGCAGCAUGUACGACUCCUUCCUCUUCUGGAGGCAGCCAAUCCCAGCUCUGGAUCUGUCCGAGCUGGAAGACCUGGGACUGACCGACUCCAUGAGAAGCAGCAAAACAAACAAGAUGUGGAGUCAGGAUGACAAGCAGGAGCUGUCAGAGUUCUCCUCCUUCAACUACUGGAGAGCUCCCAUCGCUGACGUGGACUCUCUACUGGCUGACCUCAACCUGCUGCUCUAAAGCCAUCACAAUCUGACCCCAGAUCAAACCUGCAUCAUCUGAUUCAGCCUAACAUCAGUAGAUCUGUGACCCGUAUUUAAAUGUCCUGUUUAAACCAACAAGCUAGUACAUUUUUUAUUAAUAUGGAGUUGACAUAAAUUGGGCCUGUUGAUCUAUUAGUCUUCUUAAAUGUAUUAAUCUGAAUUAAGAAGAUAUUCAAAAUAUUGAAACAAACUGAAGGUCCGAAUGAACUUAAUAGAGUAAUAGAAACACUACAUCACUUAUUACAGCCAUUGAUGAUCAAAUAUGGUGCUUUGGGGUAUAAUUUAUUUUAAAAUCAUUGAUUCUUACCUUAUGGUAAAUUAAUGCAUGACACACUAACUGAGUUUUGGAGAUUUGAACUUUGUUUUCUGCAGAAUUAAAGCAAAAAGUGACCUUAAACUUCCUGGUUUAUGUCCCUAAAGUUGGCUAAACAUGACCCACAUGUGAAUUUUAAUUUUCAGAAUGUUUUUCUGAGUUUAUAUGUGUACAAGUUUUUUUGUGCCUUUUUGUUUUAUUCAGAAAUGUGUUUAUUUUUUGAAAACUAUUUCCUAUUGAUUUAUCCUGUUUCGAGUGAGACUCAAAUUUCAGAAUAAACUGACACCUGCUCACAA
This is a messenger RNA of Nothobranchius furzeri (turquoise killifish), 1053 nucleotides long. RefSeq names its product MLLT11 transcription factor 7 cofactor (gene mllt11). Gene Ontology annotation, cellular component: cytosol; nucleoplasm. The record is from RefSeq and is a predicted model, not a curated record. Lineage: Eukaryota; Metazoa; Chordata; Actinopteri; Cyprinodontiformes; Nothobranchiidae. Gene Ontology annotation, biological process: positive regulation of mitochondrial depolarization; apoptotic signaling pathway; positive regulation of DNA-templated transcription.